This is a messenger RNA of Penicillium waksmanii, 192 nucleotides long. RefSeq lists its product as uncharacterized. The transcript has 2 exons. NCBI's taxonomy places the organism in Eukaryota, Fungi, Ascomycota, Eurotiomycetes, Eurotiales, Aspergillaceae. Bases 1 to 192 code for a protein of 63 amino acids. The record is from RefSeq and is a predicted model, not a curated record.
AUGCCGCACAAGGUCAACAACGACUCAAAUUCUACUCUAGCCAGCAGAGGCAGUAGUGGUGACCAAGUCAUCGCAACGGAAGCCCGAGCCGCCAAUCCCGUUCGCAAACCUACGGUCGUUGUACACAAUAAAGGUGGCCAAAUCUACGACGAGACCCGGCCAUCGGACUGGGACAAGCAACGCUGGAAGUAG